This is a messenger RNA of Macroventuria anomochaeta, 381 nucleotides long. RefSeq lists its product as uncharacterized. NCBI's taxonomy places the organism in Eukaryota, Fungi, Ascomycota, Dothideomycetes, Pleosporales, Didymellaceae. The record is from RefSeq and is a predicted model, not a curated record. The transcript has a single exon. The annotation marks the transcript as partial.
UCUCAACGCGCUUCCCCGCGUCAUCAAAUACCUCUGCACCCGCUGUUCAUGUCAUCUCAGGCAACCAAUGAGGUCCCGUUCGAAUCACAAGUACGCGACAACAAGGCAAGCACUGCGUUGAGAGCACCAGAGGAGAUCUCUAUAGCUGCAACAGAGGCAUCAGACAAUACAACAGACAUCAGUGAAGGCGCGUUAGAUGAGCCUGAUCGCUUUGCAGACGACUUUGAAGGCAUUGAGUGGCAGCGGCUGCCAGGUCUUAUCAAGCCCCUGGUUCAACCUACUUGUAAGAAGUCUUGGGUAUAUCAUCACGGCUAUCGCUGCGUAAUGGCAAGAGAACCUCAUCGCGUGUUCUUUGUCUGCCACAUCUGUCAUCAGAGGAAG